GAAGAUUUUAUUUAUGAAGUGGGGCAGGGAAGAAUAUACAAAGUGGAGAAUUCUUAUAUUGAUUUCCAUAGUUGCACAAGUAGUACAAUAUAUAUUAGAGGCUGUAUUUGAACUUAGGUUUUUAUGAAUUCACAACAAAGCAUUUUUUAAAUUAAUUUAUUUAGUCAAUUUAGAGCCUUAUUCCUUGGUUAUGAAUAUUACAUUAUUUCUCUCACUCCCCUCCCCCUCCCCUUCCCGCAACCAAUGCACAAUUUCAUUGGGACACAAUUUCAUGUGUCUUUGAUCAAAACCUAUUUCCAUGUUGGUGUUUGCAUUAGGAUGUUCAUUUAGAGUCUCCAUCUUCAAUCAUGUCCCCUUGACCCAUGCAAUCGGGCAGUUGUUUUUCUUCUGUGUUUCUACUCCCACAGUUUUUCCUCUGAAUGUGGAUAGUGUUCUUUUUCAUAGAUCCCUCCAGGUUUGUUCAGGAUCACUGCAUUGCCACUAAUGGAGGAGUCCAUUACAUUCGAUUGUGCUACAAUGUGUUAGUCUCUGUGUCCAAUGUUUUCCUGGUUCUGCUCCUCUCACUCUGCAUCAAUUCCUGGAGGUUGUUCCAGUUUCCAUGGAAUUCCUCCACUUCAUUAUUCCUUUGAGCACAAUAGUAUUCCAUCACCAACAUGUACCACAAUUUGUUCAGCCAUUCCCCAAUUGAAGGGCAUCCCCCUAUUUUCCAAUUUUUUUGCCACCACAAAGAGAGCAGCUGUGAAUAUUUUUGUACAAGUCUUUUUCCUUAUGAUCUCUUUGGGGUACAAACCCAGCAGUGCUAUGGCUGGAUCGAAGGACAGACAGUCUUUUACCGCCUUUGGGCAUAGUUCCAAAUUGCCCUCCAGAAUAGUUGGAUCAAUUCACAACUCCACCAGCAAUUCAUUAAUGUCCCAACUUUGUCAACUACCCUGUGAUAAGAUUUAAGGAAUGGUCUCAACUAUAUCUCCUAGCAAUUCUUUGAAAGUCAUUAAGUCUUUUAAAAAGCCUUUUAAAAAAUGUUGUGGUUAUUACUAAAUGGAAACUUGCCAAAAACAAAACAAAACUGUGGGCAGAACUGGUUUUUCUGUUUGGAAAAAAAAAAUGUGUCCAGAAGCCUAUUGCUUCUGGAAGGGGGUGGGGUUUAAAGAAAAAGUUUGGCCAUUCUGAAUUUGCCAUUUCUAAGAGAGAAAAGACUGCCUUGUCUAUGGGUAUCAGAUUUUUCAGCCCUCUGAUCUCUCUCUCUUUUUUUUUUAACCCUUACCUUCUGUCUUGGAGUCAAUAUUGUGUAUUGGCUCCAAGGCAGAAGAGUGGUAAGGGCUAGGCAAUGGGGGUCAAGUGACUUGCCCAGGGUCACACAGCUAGGAAGUGGCUGAGGCCGGAUUUCCCAUCUCUAGGCCUGGUUCUCAAUCCACUGAGCUACCCAGCUGCCCCCUCUCUGAUCUCUUAAAGGGACCUGCUCUAAAGACAGUGUUGGUGAUGGAGGAUCCUGUAUCAUCAUUUUUAACCCUUGAAUAAACAUGUCUCGCUCUUUUGAGCUAGUUUGUCCCAUAGUUUUACUCCUGCCUUAAAAUCCUGGUCCUAAUCCCUAAAAUCCUUUCUGCCAAUCAGAAAGGGAAGAGUUCCUCUCACCCAACACUUGUGAAUGACCAUUCAAACUCACCCCCUGUUGUGACCUGCUCAACAGAUUACUUGUGGGUUGAUGAAUCCAGAUGAGUGAAAUGAUUCUGGGAUUAAAGGAGGGUCAAAGUGACUGACAGACUUCCUAGGGAAAAUAAUGUAGGCUAAGGGAUUAGGUAAACCUUUUGUGGAGACGAUCGUUAGUAAUGAUUUCCACAGUGGUUCUAAACAAAGUUUCCUAAAGGACGACAAGUCUCAGGCAAACAUGUAACUAUCUAACAGAAUUCCUGCAUCAGUAAUUUCUUGGAAGGCCAUUUAGUAGCUGGGGAGGAACUGGAUUAGGUUCUCAUGCUGGGGAGGAGGGGGCAGCUAGGAGUCCAACAACUUCUCAGCUCUGGCUGUGAUUUUUCUGGGGUCUUCUGUCACUACAUGGGACUAUAUUACGGGCUCCCAGAUUGACAUUCUUCUUAGAUCUGCUGUCAAUAGGAUUAGAAGUACAAGGUUUGGGCAGAUUUUCACCACAUGAACUAAUUACUGGAUAAGUAACUUUUCGGACUGUGUGCUGACUUGGAUAGGGCUCUGUUUUGCAAAAGAGGUUAGUAGUCCUGGAGAAGACUAUGGGGGAGUUUUAGGGAGUUUUGCUGUACUCCUAACAUUUCGGUAUAUAUUGCUUGUGAUUCCAAUUCAUUUCUUCCACUCUAGUCAUUACAUAGAAAUAAGGAGAUUUAACAUGGGCUUUCCGGAUCCUUUACUCAAAGGAACAAUUGCAAAUCUACGUGGUUUUGAUUCUUGGAAAAGAUAACCAGAGCCAGCUUAGAUGAACACGGAACUCAAUGAAUGAAUUUCAGUUGGAAUAAGGAACAUCAAUCCCACGAACACAACUAGAAUGACAAGAAUGGAUGGUGUGAAACACCUCUACAUUGAUGGAGGACCUUUUCAACUUGUCCCGAAUCCUAAAUGCAUCACUACCACGGAUGCCAGGGGAAACGACUUGCGUAAUCCACUCGUCAAUAGGGAAGCUGUAUUUCUGCAAGAUUUACUUCCUUUUGUUGGGUUCAACACAUUACAACAGGCCUCGACUCUUCCCAUGGACUGCAUUUUUGGUUCCCUUAAGGAUAAGUGGGAAGAGUUGUCUUUGGGUCAAACUUACUGAAGGGGAAACCCCAAGUGAGCCUUAAUGAACUUCCAACGCUGUUGAUAAUGAGGGUUUUAUGAAGCCAAAUCCGUGCCCUGAGUCCCAAAGACUCUCUCUCCCUCUGGGGAUGGUGUCCCCACUUAGUCAGGCCUAGUUUUAGAAGGAAGCAGGACACCGAUUGGACAUUCCUUUCUACUGAAUGCAAAGGAAUGUUAGGGCAGAUGAGUUUUCCCUUAUGUCUGCCCACCAGGCAAACUCUGAGCCAAGUGUUGAAAAGAUUGCCAAAAGAUCCUUCAGUGGUCUUCGGAAUGGAGCCAUAGCCUCAGUGCUUGGGACAAUCCUUGCCAACGUCACCCUCGUGUUCAGUACAUAGUGCCGCAAUGUGGUCCUGAUGUGGAAGCCUCCUAGGAGACUUCACGUGGCCGGUGGUGACCCUUUAUCCAUCGGACAAUAAAAAGUCUGUCUCUUAGUGGACGUUUAAUCUGUUUCUUGAAAACAGAAGCACAUUCAGCCCGGAAUAAAGACAUUGCCAUGGAACUCGGGGCUUCAUUCCAAGGAGAAUAAGGAGCGUUGCAAGGAGUGAUCCCGUGAAGGAACACGGAAGCUGCUGGUGUAGAUGGAUGAGGGGACAGCUAUUGUGGAGAGGUUCAAAGCACUGUCAUAUCCAAGCCCCACGAGGGACCCACAAAACUACACUCGGGGCCUAAAGCCCUUCCCUAAGAAAAGGGAAACUCUGCCCUAGGGGAGUUUCCGAAGUCCUGGCCAAGUCUAUGACCCCAGUGCUGCUUUCACAGCAGGGAAACUGUCCCCUCGGCAGUCUGGGAGGGUUUGAGCUGUGGGCAAGCCGCUUUGUCUCUCUGGAACUCGGAUCCCUUGAGGAAGGGAGAGGAGUGACAGCUGAGGAUCCCCCGUGUGCCGCGUUGUCUUCUCCUGGGCCUGGAAGGCCGGCACGCUGGACAAUUCCCCUUCGUGUCUAUUGAGCCCAGCGGAAUCCUUCUAGGGCCAAAGCGGACCUAUUGAGGACCCAGAAUGCGCGGCCACCCUCAGCAGCUCCGAACAAGAUGCUUUUGCUAUGCAGUGUAGCACAGGCGGGUGAGGGAUGAGCUUUCGCUCUGUAACACGCUGCCAAGCCCGGCUAUUCGCAGCCCACAAUCAGACUGCCGUCUGUCGGGUCUAGAAGGGAGGAUCGUGGGGGAGGCGGAAGCGUCGUCCGCCCUCCUCACCCUCCAAAGCGCGCCCCCCUACCCCUCCCCGCUCAAAGCUGAGGCUCUAGAGGAGCUGCGAAGCGCCUUCAGUCGGUCUCGGGCCCUCAGCAAACCGGGUUUGGGGGGGAAUCGAGCCGCCAGCCCAAGGCCCCACCGUCAUCGACUCUAAAGCCACUCGGGCCGGCCGCCGCAGAAACCCGAGCUGGGUGUGGCGUCUGCUGCAGUCUGUCAGGGUGGGGAGGAGGGAGGGAGGGAGGGAGCCGAGAGAGAGUGUGCAUUGCCCAGAGGCUGGGGGAGGAGCUGACGCGGGCUCCGGUGCUGACGCUGCCGAGCGGAGCCGCUUUACACUUUCGCAGCUGCCAGCCCCGAGCCCCAAGUCGGCUGGGCUCGUUCCCUGGAGCUGCUGCCUGCCUCUGGGCCGAGCACUAAAGACUGCCGCGGACUCGGGCGAGACCAGGGAAGACCUGGAACCCGCGGAGCUCGGAGGAGCCUUAGCGCGGGGUGGGCCCCCUCUGCCCGCCAUGUCGGCCACGCUCAAGCAGAGGUUCGAGCAGUUCCUGCACCAGAAGAACUGCAUGACCGACCUUCUGGCCAAGAUCGAGAGCAAGACGGGGGUGAACCGGGCCUACGUGGCGCUCGGUGUCAUCGGCUUGGUGGCUCUGUACCUCGUGUUCGGCUAUGGAGCCUCUCUGCUCUGCAACCUGAUAGGAUUCGGCUAUCCGGCAUAUAUCUCAAUCAAAGCUAUCGAGAGCCCCAACAAAGAUGAUGAUACCCAGUGGUUGACCUACUGGGUGGUCUACGGUGUCUUCAGUAUAGCGGAGUUCUUCUCGGACCUCUUCCUGUCAUGGUUCCCCUUUUACUACAUGCUGAAGUGUGGCUUCCUGCUGUGGUGCAUGGCCCCCAGCCCUUCCAAUGGCGCCGAGAUGCUUUACAGGCGCCUCAUCCGCCCCUUCUUCUUGAAGCACCAGUCUCAGAUGGACAGCGUGGUGAAGGACCUGAAAGACAAGGCCAAAGAGACUGCGGAUGCUCUCGCCAAAGAAGCCAAGAAGGCCACCGUGAACUUGCUGGGCGAUGAAAAGAAAAGUACCUAAACGGGAUGCAAAGCUCUUCUGCUCCGCUCUUUCUUCCCGUAAAGCUUGGUCACGUGGGGAACUGUGGUCUCAUGACGACGACUCUGCCUGGAAACUGUGGGAUCUACUGAAAGGGAAUAUAGUGUGUGUGCGUUGUUUGCUUACUUUUCUUUUGCUGCUGUCUAUAAAUUCAGGGCAGUGGACGGUGUUCACAGUUUCUCAAGAAUGUAUUCUUUUCCUCUCUGAGCUAGGAAGAGCAUCUGUCUCCUACCACAGUGAAUGCAAAUAAAAUUCCGUGUCCCACAGGCUCUCCUCUCCUGGUUUCUCCGUGCAUGUAUCUUCUGUAGCUGUGCUUUGUGGGUUUUCAUGCAAUGUAGAAGUUAACAUUUAAAGCCUUUUUGUUUGUGCAUAGGCAGAAAAUUGUCUCGGGGCAGAUGGGAACUAUUCUGCUGGAGAAGCCCACUGGAAUUGUUUAGCAGCGAUGUUGUUGAGUGAUUGCCUGAGUCAUUUGUACACUCACAAAAGUGCAAGGAGUGAAAGCUCUUGUCUGAAUAAUCGUGAAAACCCAAUAGAAGCAGCAUGUCACUGAUUAGGUUUUCCUAGGAUGAUAUCUAUUAAGAAUAGGACCCAGAACGUGCUAGAAAAAAUAGAUAAUAAUGUAAGUAAAUUAUAUGAUAAAAAUCUAAUGAAGUUUGUUUGUAUAGCUCUGAAUUUGUCAUUUAGAUGUCCAGCUUUUUCUUCCCAGAAUCAGAGAAGCUGAAUGCCAAGAAACCAAGAAUAAGAACAGUAUUGCUCAUGGCAUGUGUGGGGAAACGUGUAUACCCAUCAAAACCCAAGAGCACUCUUUAUGGACAUCCAGGAUUUUCAUGAUGCUACCGUUUAUCUAGCCUGACCUCAAGCUAGAGGAGAUGGUUUCUUUCCCUGAAACUCUAUCCCUGUUUUUUCAUUAUCUUCCUGUAGGCCACUAAUUAGGGAUUGUUUCAUUCUGACUCUAUGCUGUACAACCAAAACACCAUGUUUACAUCUAAAACCAGUGAUGGAGAGUGGAGUAACAGGGACUGAAUCCUGCUAACUUGAAUGCUAGGGCUUCUCAAAACUUUCCUCCACUGGGUCCCACUAGCUUCUUAGUCAGACAUGAGGCCACCUUAUCUUAGAAAUCAUACUCCUGUUUAGGGAGCUUCCCAUUAAUGCCUUAAUUUAUAUUUUUGGUUGAAACUAUCUUCUGAUAAUACUGAUUUCCUGAUAAUAAUUCCCUUCAGGCACAGACCAGAAGUUCAAAAAAAAAUUUAAGUCCCAUAAUUAUUACAGGCCAAAUAUAUUACAAACAAAUCAGUGGCUUUUGUAGGUGUAGCAAAAAGGGCUGCAAGUAAACUGAACCUUGAAAUCUUUAUCGGUACAUUUGGGCUUGGACAAUGGCUUAUUUCUAGUUACAAAACUCCCAAUCAGUAAAGCCUUUAUAACGUUAUUGUGCUUAAAAUAUUAGGGAUAAUCAAGCAUAACAGAAAUGUCAUCUCAUGCUGAGAAAAUGUAAUUGGGAGGCAAGACUAUCUGAAGUGAGAUUCUUCUGUAAUCAGAGGCUAACACGUAUAUUUUGAUGUGAAUGGUUAACUUUCCUAUACAGUAUCUGUGAAGGUGAAUGAUUUUUCUUUAAGUCACUGAAUCAAAGGAAAGCAAAAAUCAUUAGAAAAAAACCACGCCCCGUAGCCAAAAUGAAAGAAUUUCUAAAUACUGACUGCUUCAAUCAUUUUAUAGAGACAAAAGUAGCUCCGUGUUUUGGUAUAUGGAGCCAAUUUUCAGUAGGUAAGUUGGGGAAUCCUCCCUUUUUCUAGUGUUCUUUACUUAACUGGCAAAUAAGUGCUGUGAAGUGUAAGUCACUUUUCUGAAACGUCCAACCAUCUGACUCGCGUGCAUUUGUUAAAAAACACUCCCUCUGCCCAUUGGUUCCAGGUGACAUACAGUGAUGUAAGUAGUAGAAAUCGUCUUUAAAAAUUGCUCCUGUCAAGCCUUCCUGACCUAAAGCUCUUCUGGAAACCUUCAUGGCUGGAAUUGGGAGAAGUUUCAACUUGUGUGUGACGAGGAGCAAGCUUGGAUUUGUUAUGUGAAAAUGUCCGAGUUUCAAGCAGCCAGCCAAUACCCUGUAAAGGACGUUUUUUCUUUUCCUUGGAAGUGGUGUCACCCCCCCCCCCCCCCCCCCCCAGUGUGGCUCUUGUUGAAAUAGCUGGUUGAAAAUAAGUAUUGCUAACCCUGGGCUCAAACUGAUCUCUUGUACUAACGAUGUGCUGUGCUGAAAGGCGGAUUCCAAUAAAAGGCUGCUCUUCA
This is a messenger RNA of Monodelphis domestica (gray short-tailed opossum), 7346 nucleotides long. It is a transcript of the gene REEP5, whose product is annotated as receptor accessory protein 5. The record is from RefSeq and is a predicted model, not a curated record. NCBI's taxonomy places the organism in Eukaryota, Metazoa, Chordata, Mammalia, Didelphimorphia, Didelphidae.